CACAGAGAACGAAGUCAGUCUCGCCCCUCCGCUGUCGGCAACAGCAUCAUUGUCCCCACCGGGUCCGGUGGCAGAGAGGAUGGUCCAGCGGAACCGCAGCCGGGGAUGCGAAUGACAGCCACAGGAUAAUGUCCCUGGAUGUAUGCAAGUUUCCGAAUGAAGUAGUGACCAAGUGAGACGACCGUGGAAGGAAACGCUGAACCAUGUUGCUCUAAGUCGUGACCUGUGGAGUACGGGGGGGGUGGAGAAAGAGGAGGAGGAGGAAGAGAGGAGUAGUGAGGCAUUGGCCACAGCUUCGUUUUAGGUGGCCGUUUGCGAGCCCGAAGCGAUGGGAAACACAGCCACCAAGUUCCGCAAGUCCCUUGUGAACGGUGACGAGGCCCUGGCCUGGCAGCUGUACGAGGGCAACCCUCAGUUCAGGGACGGUCUGGACCCAAACGCAUCGUAUGGAGAGCAGUACCAGCACAACACACCCAUGCACUAUGUGUGCCGCCACGCCAUGACACGUCUGCUCAGGUCCUUCCUGUUCAGCAAAGAAGGAAACCCCAACAAGCGCAAUGUGCACAAUGAGACUUGCCUGCAUGUGCUGUGCCAAGGCCCACAGAUCCUGCUGCUGCCAGAGGGAGCGCUGUCACCACGACUGGCCAGACCACAGAGGGACGAGCAGCGCCGUGCAGACUGCCUGCAGAUGAUCCUGAACUGGACUGGGGCCAGGCUAGAGGGAGGCCAGUACGAGAAAGCUAAUGUUAACGCCACCGACAACCACCACAGCACCUGUCUGCACUAUGCUGCCGCUGCAGGCAUGAAGAGCUGUGUGGAGCUGCUGAUCCAGAGUGAGGCGGACCUUUUUGUGGAGGACGAAGACAAGCUGACGCCAUGCGAUCACGCCGAGCGGCACCACCACACCGAGCUGGCCCUCAGCCUGGAGUCGCAGAUGGUUUUCUCCUCCUCUUCAGCUCAGCAGUCACACACAGACGCACACGGUGAAACCAACCUGCUGCAGUACAAGGAGCCUUACGAGGGGUUGAAGAUUCAGGAUCUGCGCAGGCUGAAGGACAUGUUGAUUGUAGAGACAGCCGACAUGCUGCAAGCCCCCCUCUUCACUGCAGAGGCCCUGCUUCGAGCACAUGACUGGGACAGAGAAAAGCUUCUGGAAGCCUGGAUGUCCGACGCUGAGGGCUGCUGCCAGCGCUCUGGUGUCACCAUGCCGACCCCACCGCCUAGCGGGUACAACGCCUGGGACACCCUGCCCUCCCCCCGCACUCCUAGGACCCCACGCUCUCCCCUCACUCUCACUCUCACUUCUACCACCGACAGCUGCCUCACGCCUGGAGAGGAGGGCCUGGCCAUGUGUGGAAUCUGUCUCUGCUCCAUCUCAGUCUUUGAGGACCCAGUGGACAUGUCCUGUGGCCACGAGUUCUGCAGAGCCUGCUGGGAAGGGUUCCUCAAUGUAAAGAUUCAGGAGGGAGAUGCUCAUAAUAUCUUCUGUCCAGCAUAUGAGUGCUACCAGCUUGUGCCUGUGCAUGUGAUAGAGAGCGUGGUUUCCAGAGAGAUGGACCAGCGCUAUCUGCAGUUUGACAUCAAGGCAUUUGUGGAGAACAAUCCAUCCAUCCGUUGGUGUCCUGCAGCUCGUUGCGAGCGGGCGGUGAGGCUGACCCGACCGGGCCCGGGGGACACUGACCCAUCAAGCUUCCCCCUUCUGCCCUCACCUGCUGUUGAUUGUGGAAAGGGUCACCUCUUCUGCUGGGAGUGCCUUGGCGAGGCCCACGAGCCAUGUGAUUGUCAGAUGUGGAGGAACUGGCUCCAGAAAGUCACAGAGAUGAAGCCUGAAGAGUUGGCAGGUGUGAGCGAGGCCUAUGAGGAUGCUGCUAACUGCCUGUGGCUGCUGACCAACUCCAAACCGUGUGCCAACUGCAAGUCUCCCAUUCAGAAGAAUGAGGGCUGCAACCACAUGCAGUGUGCCAAGUGUAAGUAUGACUUCUGUUGGAUCUGUCUGGAGGAGUGGAAGAAACACAGCUCAUCAACAGGUGGCUACUAUCGCUGUACUCGCUAUGAGGUCAUCCAGCAGCUUGAAGAGCAGUCCAAAGAGAUGACUGUAGAGGCAGAAAAGAAGCACAAAAGUUUCCAGGAGCUGGACCGUUUCAUGCACUACUACACUCGCUUCAAGAACCAUGAACACAGUUACAAGUUGGAACAAAAGCUGCUAAAAACGGCUAAAGAGAAGAUGGAGCAGCUGAGCAGGGCCUUCAUUAGCCGUGAAGGCACUCCCCCAGACACACGCUUCAUUGAGGACGGCGUGACUGAGCUGCUGAAGACGCGGCGCGUGCUGAAGUGCUCUUACCCAUACGGCUUCUUCCUCCAGCAGGGCAGCACCCAGAAAGAGAUAUUUGAGCUCAUGCAGACUGACUUAGAGAUGGUCGUAGAGGAUCUGGCCCAGAAGGUCAACCGUCCGUACCUGAGGACGCCGUGCCAUAAGAUCAUCAGUGCGGCCCGCCUGGUGCAGCAGAAGAGGCAGGAGUUCUUGGCAUCAGUGGCCCGUGGCGUCGCUCCCAAUGACUCUCCAGAGCCUCCUCGCAGGAAUUACCCUGGAGGAUCGUGGGAUUGGGAGUACCUUGGCUUUGCUUCUCCUGAGAUGGGAAGUCGGCACUCCGUACUGGGAGCAGAUCAGAGAGAGAGACAGUCGCAGGAUUAUGCUGACAUCCAGUACCGUCGCAGACACAGACCACGGCGCAGAGGAGACAUGCUGAGUUUGCACAGCCUUAGAAGCAGCAGUAACACACCAGAGACCAGCAGGAGGAGUGACAACACAGAAGGCACGGAGAGGGGCGAGGGUCGCAGGAGAGCGCUCGGCUCGCUCGACGAAGACGAUCCCAACAUCCUUCUGGCCAUCCAGCUGUCGCUGCAGGAGUCGCGCCGAGAACGAGGACUGGAGGGAGGGAUGGAGGGGAGGGUGGAUCAGGAGAGAAGAGCGGCUCCAGCGGGAGACCUGGUCGAUGCUGUUUUACACUCUCUCAACACAGAGGGUCCUCCAGGAGCCAGAGGCUCAUCCUUCCCCGCGUCCAUCCUGGAUCCUCCUCACCCGCCUAACAGGACAGACUCCACCUCCCAGCCUUGUGUAUCCAGCUCCCUCCCCCUCCCUCCGCCUCCUCCCUCCCUCAGCGCAGAGCUGCUGGAGCUGGGAGACAGCCUUAUGAAACUGGGGAGCAUAACCACUCCUUACGACCUGGACACAAACACGCAGGAGCAGCUCAGCUCACACCACACAUACAUACACAGUACACAUGCUGCUCCUUACACCACUGAACCUGCCUGCAGCAACCCCAGCAGCCACAGACAGGAUCAGAGUGCACUGACUGCCCCAUAUGUGCUCGAUCAUAUCACCAUCACAGACCCUCGUUAUGACAGCAAAGAGCAGACUUCCUGCCAUUUGAGUGCAUAUUUAGCCAAGGCUGAGCACGCCGCCUCCUGCCUCCCCGCUCCAAACCCCGCACAUCCUAGUUCCUAUAGCCGGGAACAUGCAGCCAUGUACAACAGCAACCCUAAACCAGACAGCUCCUACAACCCCUGCCCCGAACACAGCAGCUCUUACACCGCAGAGCGCCCUGCUGCCUACGCCGUCGAACGUCCCCCUAAAUCAGACCCCCAGCCCCCUACCCAGUUGUGCCUCCCAUCUCCAGAGCUUGAGCCAGAGCUGCUGCUCUCACCAGUGAUUCCCCCAGGGGGCCCUUUCACCCCCAGUGACCCUCAGAGCCUGGAGCCCUUGGACCCCACAGCCAGCGCUCAGCUGCUGGAUAACAUCAUGGCCUGGUUUAACAACAACAUAAACCCCCAGAAUAACCCGCAGAGCCUGGCUCUCAUCCCCUCCCCGCCCACCACAGAGACAGACUCCUCUCCCGACACACACACCGAGACUGAGAGCCAGACCUCCGCCCCCAUCCGGCAGCCCCUGGAGGGCAAGUCGGAAGUAGGCAGAGGGUCGGCGACCGGCCCACCGGGAGCCGAGGGCGUGAAGACGUCGAGGCCGAGCACUCUGGAGCUGGAAAAAAGAGACGCUGGAGAAGAGGGUGUGGAUGCAGGGUGUGUGGCUGACCUGUCGCUGGACGAAGCGCACACACACCCGCAUUCACACUCCCAACAUGGAAACAGUCCCGCACACACUGCCCCGGCAAUGGAGAGAGACUCAGACCUCGUCCUUCAGUUAGAGGAGGACCGGUCACCUGAAGAGUGGACGGAGCAGGAACACCUAGUGUGAAAGUGACAGAUGUAGAGAGAAAGAGAAGGUAGAGCCGAGAUAAAGAGAAAGAAAACCAAUCAGAGAGAAGCACUGAUGGAUGAUGCAAGAUGUGUGAUGGUGGUGCCUGUGUUUGGGGGGUGGAGUGUUUACUGUAUGUAUUAUACUGUAUUUAGAGAGGACUUAAAGACCUGCGGACUCUGUCCAGGAAAGAUGAUGUCAUACACGUUUUGAUUAUUUUUAAGUGCUUUUUGUCUGCUCUAAAAACAGACAAAUUAUUCUUUGAAGUGUUUAAACCAUGAACGGAGAGCUACUGAUAUCAUAACACAACAAAAUGCUCCGUGUUUUAGUUUAGUUUAGUUUUUUUCUUAUUUUAAUUGAAUUCCCCACCUCUUCUGUUUGUCUCCUAAGUUUGUUCAGGGUGAAGUUUUGGUGCUGUUCAUGCUGAAAUCCAAACUUGCCUCAUUUAACUACACUUGAUUCUCACACUAACCCAACCACAAGCCAGUUCAGAGCUCCAAGAGCCAAAUAUAUGAAGAUAACUGUAACUUUGGAGCCUGUUUAUAGCGUGCUGUACAAUCAGAGGGCCUAAUUCUGAUUUCUGGACCUUCAUGCACACUGUGCCUGUUUGUGUUAGUGCCAAUACAGUCCUGAUCUUUCUUUUCAGCAGACUGGCACAGUCUGCUGCGUAAACGUCACACUAUUACAGCACCUCUCUGCACGUGAAGGUCAGAGGCCAGCCCCAGCUGCAGAGCAGCGCCCAUAAAGCUGGAAGUUCAGUGGGUGCUUGUUUGCAGAGCAGAUUGAGUUCUGUUUUUUUUGUUUUUUUGUUUUGUUUUUGUUUUUUUUGUUCUGGGG
Pundamilia nyererei is the source of this 5089-nucleotide messenger RNA. Its product is annotated as ankyrin repeat and IBR domain-containing protein 1-like. The record is from RefSeq and is a predicted model, not a curated record. Gene Ontology annotation, biological process: protein ubiquitination. Lineage: Eukaryota; Metazoa; Chordata; Actinopteri; Cichliformes; Cichlidae. The transcript is spliced from 21 exons. Gene Ontology annotation, molecular function: zinc ion binding; ubiquitin-protein transferase activity; protein binding. The coding region runs from base 329 to 4252 and encodes 1307 amino acids.